UUACUAUAGUAACGAAUGAGCGCAGAACUGUCAGAGCUGCUGUUAUUGGAGAUUACCUGCUGGCGUAGAGCGCGUGACCUCCAGGUGGCGGUGUGUCGCUGUGUAAACUCCACUCUUCGGUCACCCUUCCAGAGCUUCAGCGCGAGCGGUGGUGGUGAUUCCAGUGUCCUGGAAGUUGUAGGAUUCACAGUCCGGUGUUUGUCUCUCAGGCUGCUUCCUGUGAGCGCGAGCGCGACUCUGCAGUCACCCGCACAUGUUCAUGAUGAGAGAGAAAGCCGCGCGCACCGGGGCCGCCAGUGUUUCUCAGCUGUGCUGGUUACUGCAAUGAAUGGCAACACUAUCGAGGAGGCCCCGAGCAGCAUAGCGCCCCCUUGUGGCUGGAGGGAGUUUUGCGAGCUUCAUGCGUGUGCCACAGCGCGAGAGUUAGCGCAGCAUUACCGCCGUUUUGCCGGAACUCGACCGCCGCACGAUGUUGUUUCUCCGGAGAAAUUCAGCAGGCACUUCAGCGCCAUCUUCCAGCACCACUUCCGGCAAGAGGUGGCCAAAGAAGAAGCCCCGCCCCCUCCCGUGACUGGCCGUGCAUGCUCCUUUUCUGGAGUGCUCGAUUACCGGGAAGCAGGUCGACCAGUGGGUGGAGCCUCAUUCGUCAUUUUGCCACCAAAGCUGGAGCGGGAGCAGCCGCUGCAAAACUUCACUACACACAGGCCACUUGGUCACUCCCAAGGGGUGGAGCUUGCUGAGAAUUACGCCCCUUCGUCCGUUUUGCCACCCCCCUCACGUGUCAACGUCUUUUCUCAGAUCGGACGAAGCGUGUGCCAGUUCUUCAAGAAACGCUCGUCGCGUGAGGACUCGGUCCAUGACAGCUCCGGGGACGAGUCGGAAAGAAGAAGCGGGGCUUCGGGGUCAGCGGAACACUCCUCAGCUACAGCGCCGCGUAGUGGCAUACAGCUGCUGAGCCGCCUGAAGAAUCACAGCACAAAAUGGCGGCAGGAUACAGGAAGCGUGUGCAAGGAAGGACAUUUUAGCUACCUGGAGGUAAAUGACACGAUUUCGGACACGGCCCCACGCUGGAUGCGCUGCCGCCUGCUGGUCCGGAGGACAAACGACAGGUUGGAACUUCAGCUCUACAGCCCGCCCAAGGGCUCCAUUCCGAAGCUGAAAGUGCGCUGCUCUGACAUACUGGAGAUCCGACGCUGUAAUCGACUAGAGAUGCCUGACAACAUCAACACAUUUGUAUUAAAGGUUAAUAACCGUACCAGCAGUUUUAUAUUUGAGGCUGAUGAUGAGCAGCAGCUGAAUUCCUGGACUUCAGAGCUCAGAGGCUGUAUCAGCACCAGGGCGGACAUUGUGGAUGCAGAGCUAGUCUGUUUUCCUGUCGCUGAUCCUGUUGCAGCAGUGAGGAGGGGGAGCACAGAGUCUGGCAGCCCGGGCUCUCCGGGUUUCACUCUGCCGGAGCAGGCGUACCACAAGACGGAUCACUUCCUGGCCUCCUACCCAUGGUUCCAUGGGCCCAUCUCCCGCGUGCGUGCCGCGUACCUGGUGCAGCACGCAGGGGUCAGAGGUCACGGCAACUUCCUGGUGAGACAGAGCGAGACUCGGAGGGGAGACUACGUCCUCACCUUCAACUACCAGGGAAGAGCCAAGCAUCUGCGUCUGUCUCUGACUGAAUGGGGUCAGUGUCGGGUCCAGCACCUGCGUUUCUCCUCCGUCGUUAACAUGCUCUCACACUUCCGCGUCUGUCCGAUCCCACUCGAGUGCGGAGCAGCGUGUGAUGUCCUAUUGGCCAAUUACGUGCUGGCCACGCCCACCACCUCAGCUACAUGUUCCUCAGUGGGUUCUCCGGUGUUGGUUCCAUUCUCGCGCUGUAGCUCAGAGCCUAGCCUUGCUCACUGGGGCCUCGAAGCAUCUGCCCCUGUCGCCCCACCCCUCGGGGCUUCGUCCGGUCCCGCCCUCCCGCCACACGGCGCUCCGGGACCCGCCUCUGACCACGGCCACAUCUGGCGCAGCGAGUCGGUGGGCCGCAGGACUCUCCUCCGCCACCCGAACCCGCUCCCGCACACCCGGGACUCGGAAUACGAGCUGGAGCCGCUGGACAGGGGGCGCAAGAGAGCCAUCGACAACCAGUACAUGUUCUUCUGAACGAGAGAGACAGUCAGCUUUCGGGAUGGAGACAUCCAGCAGGGGGCGCCGGAGAAGUCUGGUGAAGAUGAUGGAGAGGAACUUGGGCAGCAUCUGAGUCCUCUGAAGGCGCGUCCUCUUAAUCCCUUUAUCGGUGAAUGUGUGUUAAAGCCCUUGACUCGCGAGGGGAAGAUCAGCACGUGUGCAGGAUACACUCCUAGAGUCCUUCGGAGUGCGCAUUCGUCUGACGAGUCCCUCGGAGGUGAAGUGACACAAACUCACAACGCAGUGCACACUUCACACAAGCGCGUGUGUGUGUGUGUGUGUGUGUGUCUGUGCUCCACAGAGACGCCUGACAAUCACGUCCGCUUUGAAUGUACUUUACAGAUUUGUUUCAUUAUUAAGCAUUAUAUGGCCUUUAGAAAAACAGUGUCGUGUGUGUGUGUGUGUGUGUGUUGGGAAGUUUCUAUAACAUUCUCUGCAGUACAUGCUGGUUCAUUCGGCUCUUUUUGGCACAUCGCGAAGUGUAAAUGUGUGUGUGAUGAGAGUGUGAGCCCUACUGGGACAGCAUUAGUUUAUUUAAGUGAGUUCUUCGAGUGAGUGAGUGCGUUUCUUCCUAAAACUGAUGCGCCCAGGCCGAACGCUAGAUGUCUCCGUUUUUGUUUUUUAAUCAUUUCCCCCAUUUUAAGAAAUCGUUUGAGCACUUCCUGUCCCGGCUUUCACUCGGGAUGGGCAGCAGACACCGGGGCAUCAGACGAGCCUAAAGACUGAGCUACUGGACAAAUCAAUCCCGCUAAUCCUCAGGCUAUCAACUAGCAUGCUAACGAGCUGGUGCUAGCUGACAGUUUGGCUAAUUCUACACUCGUUCUUACGGCUAACCGUGUUGGCUGUUAUUGUUAAGGAUAGUCUGCUUGACGUGUAAUAGGUUAAAAACUGCACAAUAAUGCCAGUGGAAAUAAUCUUUUCUGUCACAAACUGAGAAAUAGCACUUACGUUAUCGAGUCUCCUGCGCACGGUGAGCUAGCAAAGCACAGAGCUAGCACUGUGUGCGUUUGUGGACGGACUAGCAUGCUAGCACAAAGCUGCCAGGGCCAACUGGCUUUGGCUAGAUCAUAAAGUGAAUUAAAAUUUGAUUGAUAUACAUGUCAGUAUAAUUUAAUCACUUCAGGGUGAUGUCAUAAGGCUAAUCCUCAUAGACUAGAUGAACAAUGCUAACACAGCUAGGUUAUUCUCACUCUCCAGGCUUGUUUACAGCUAGCUCACUUAGGAGAAGAUUUACCUCAGGAACCUCCGCUCCUGUUGUCUCCUGUAGUCUCGAGAAAGUGGAUUAAAAAAAGAUCACGUACUUGGCAGGUGUCUCCGCUGUGGUAGCUCUUCCCGAGUGGAACGACGGACGCUUGGUUUUCCACAUCAGUCAGUUCACGACCAAUAAUUUAGCAAUAAUAAGCCCCAAAGUGCCUCCAUGAAGUAGCGUAGCUACGUCAGUUCGAGUAACGAUACAGGGACAAAACCUAAACUUGACCGCACCAGUAGGGGGCAGUGUACAGAUUUUUAUUUUUAUUUUCAAAUGUAAAUUAAACCCGUCUGCCGAGAAACAUCACGGAUGCUGAUGGCUGAACUUGUAGUCUGGAAAGUACGGUAUCCGUCGACGGAAUUAUCUGUAUAACAUGCCAAAACGUCUACACCGUGUGGACAUCGCGCGUGCCUUAACAACUUCUGACAGAACCCAGCCAAAGACGUUUCAGUUUCCCUCAAACAUCUGAAACGGACGCAAUAAUUCUACCUUCAUUUAAAAGCAGGACGUGUGGGUGUUUUUAUCCCGAACCAAAACACUGUUGCUUUCCACUGACACACACGCUCACACACACUCGCACAAAAUAGAACAAAGAGCUGUUAGCUAAGCUGCUAUUUACAACCGCGUCUAUCGGCGUCACUAGCCGCCCCAUCGCUCCGCCUGUGUCGAUUAGCAAAGCCUGAUCUCUGGCCAGACAGUCGCGUGUCAGAUCCAGCAGUUCAACAUCGCCACGAGAUCCUGAGAUGAAGAAAUCACAAACCAAUCAAAUUCAAUUCGAUCAGAGCUCACACAUGGUCUUUGCUAAGCUCUGACUUCUACAAUCAUCGUUAGACAUGUUAGCAUUUUAGCUAACUGGCCCUCUUUAUACCCACUUGUGCAAUUGUUCGUAAAUCAACUGACUAACUGACUGUAGUACUGUUUUUAAAAAAUAUUUCAAUAUUUUCCUGAAAUCUUUCUUUAACAACUAUAUAAACAUUAGCCAGGCACUAACAUGUUGCUAACCCCGUCCUGGUCACCAAGCGUCGGGUCUAGAUCUAGAGAACGCGACCACCCAUAAUAUCCUCUGAAGUCUAGAUGCUAAUCAGAAAUGACGUGGCGUUGGUCAUGCUAAGUCCGACGCUCGCGUCGAUCUCGGUGAUUAUUAGCCACUUUAGUCAGCUUUCUCUUCUUUCCGUGAGAGAAGUGCCGAAGACGCCGGGCGUGUAUCCGCUGUGCGUCAUAAUCUCCCGCGCACGUCACGGUGGUUUUAGCUAAUCAGCUCGGCACAAGGAAAGCAACGGGAGCUCGUAUCUUCUGCGCUCCUCCGCCCGCUUCUCUCCCCUCACCGGUGCCACGCUUCUGGAAAACGCCCACGCCCUGCGUGAUGUUAAUUAGCGUAGUUAAUCAUCCCCGGUCACGACAGCGUAAGUUCACACCUUGCCUUUUAUACAGUGGAGCAAUAAGUGUGUGUUGAGUAUGAAUGGAAGCAGCCAUGAUUCACUACCUCACGCUGCAUCCUGGACGGUCUGCUUGGGCAGGAAGCCGUCACUCCGCCUCCAACAUAGAGCAUUUAUUCUUUCUUUAUCUUCAAGUUGUGUGAAACUCAUCGUGCUGCUUCGCCGUUUUAUAAUCCUGAAUGUUUGCAAUUGUAAAAAAAACAAAAAAAACAAAAACAACACUUUGUUUAAUUGUUUAACACACAAACCCAUUAAUAAUUAGGCUUAUGUGCACUUUCACACUCCAACGCAGCCAGGAUCUUUAUUCGAUCUUCGUUAACAUUCCAGAACAUUCCCAGUACUCCGCAGGCCAGACCGGUCCGGUCCGGUCCGGUCCGGUUUAAUCAGAGUUGUUUCAUUUUAUUCCUUCACCAGCUUUCAACACUGUGGGUCCAAAAGGUGUUUAUUAUUAUUAUUAUUAUUAUUAUUAUUAUUAUUAUUAUUAUUAUUAUUAUCCUACUUAUCGUCGUGCGACAGUUCUGUCUGUCCGCCAUCUUCAUUCAAACUUUCCUAACAGUCUCGUCUGAAAGAAAACCCGGAAUUGUCCACGUCUCCAUCGGACCCCGUCCUUCUCCCACGUGGAAAGCAUGUGCCCACGCCGUGAAGUGCUGGUCCUCGCGUGGACCCGCUGGUGAGAGGUGUGCUCCUGACUGCGCGCCAUGCUGGUGAGGUUCUGGCCUGCGUUUCCACAGUGAUCAGACGAUGAAUGUAGGUCCUCCGGAUUAGCUUUGACGGUGUGAUGAAACUCUUUAACCCGUCUGUAGCGUUCACUACUUACCUGUGUUUUCGUCUCGUUCCGCCCCGACACCAGCGCCUGAGUCUGCCGCACACACCGAGUCUCACGCUUUUAAAGCGGUAUUUAUUUUUAUAGAACCCCCCUCCCCUCCCCCCUCGGAGGUGUAAAUAAGGCAGCAGGGAAUGAGUGGGACUGCUCCUAACAGCAGCGUUAUGCUUCAGAUAAUCCCAGCAAUAAGAAACUGAGCGAGCGUCGACUGACCUCUGACAGACGCCGCGGUCGGUGUGUUCUAAUGUACGUCCUUUGUCGGUCCACGUUAAGUUCGGCGUCUUGCGUACGACCGCGACUGUCGUCUUCUGUGUGUUUUCUAAAGACCCUCAGAGAGCGCCGUCUCGGCGUCAGCGGGACUGUUCCGAAUUCUGUAACUUAGUGUUGGUGUGUGUAGGCUUUUCAGUAUUGUUCCACGUUUAUUCGAGCGUAACGAUGCACACAGACACACACGUGUGUGUGUGUGUGUGUGUGUGUGUGUGUGUGUGUGUGUUGGUGAGCGAGUCUCUCUGGACUGUCUCCUGUCCCUAUACUGUUUCUGAGCACUGUAAAGCCACAGGCUUCAUCCUCUGCUAUAGUAAACUGCUUCCAGGGUUUGAUAAUAAUUUUCUGUUACUCUCCAUAUAACCAUAUGCAUAUUAAAUUAUAUCCACUGUAUAUGUCACACCUUCUCUCUCUCUCACACUCUCUCUCUCUCUCCCUCCCUCUAUUUUUUUUUUUUAGAAAAAAAAAUAAAUAAAGUGAAUGUUAAAAUCUUUUUAACA
Ictalurus punctatus (channel catfish) is the source of this 6435-nucleotide messenger RNA. It is a transcript of the gene sh2b3, whose product is annotated as SH2B adaptor protein 3. Gene Ontology annotation, molecular function: transmembrane receptor protein tyrosine kinase adaptor activity. Gene Ontology annotation, biological process: intracellular signal transduction. Gene Ontology annotation, cellular component: plasma membrane. NCBI's taxonomy places the organism in Eukaryota, Metazoa, Chordata, Actinopteri, Siluriformes, Ictaluridae. The transcript is spliced from 9 exons. Bases 16 to 2139 code for a protein of 707 amino acids. The record is from RefSeq and is a predicted model, not a curated record.